AUGGAUUUGAUGGCAGGUCCUGAAGGCCAGGAUCAAUAUUAUACUGAGUGGGUCCAGAGCCUGGGAUGGCAAACCCAGGGCUACACUGAGCCACUGGCUGUGUCCCAGGGGCUGCUGCUGUGGCUGCUGCUGAGCCUGAGUGCAGUGUGGGCCUCCAGGGGCCCCCCGAGGCCAGUGUGCCAGCCUAUCAACGCAACCCUGGCUGCAGAGAACGAGGCCUGCCCCGUCUGCAUCACCUUCACUACCAGCAUCUGUGCCGGCUACUGUCCUAGCAUGGCGCGAGUAAUGUCGGUCGCCCUGCAGCCUGCGCACCAGACCGUGUGUACCUACCAGGAGCAGCGCUUUGCAUCUGUGCGCCUGCCUGGCUGCCCACCUGGUGUGGACCCCGUGGUCUCCUUCCCUGUGGCCCUCAGCUGCCGCUGUGGGCCCUGCCGUCUCAGUAGCUCUGACUGUGGGGGUCCCAAGGCUCAACCGUUGGCCUGUGACCUCCCCCACCUCCCUGGCCUCCUCCUCCUCUGA
Arvicola amphibius (Eurasian water vole) is the source of this 519-nucleotide messenger RNA. It is a transcript of the gene Lhb, whose product is annotated as luteinizing hormone subunit beta. Gene Ontology annotation, cellular component: cytoplasm; extracellular region. The record is from RefSeq and is a predicted model, not a curated record. The coding region runs from base 1 to 519 and encodes 172 amino acids. The transcript is spliced from 2 exons. Gene Ontology annotation, biological process: G protein-coupled receptor signaling pathway. NCBI's taxonomy places the organism in Eukaryota, Metazoa, Chordata, Mammalia, Rodentia, Cricetidae. Gene Ontology annotation, molecular function: hormone activity.